CCGAAAGUUGAGAACGACGUACAUUUCUUAGCCUCGUUGUACUCUGUGAUAAGGAUGACACGUACUUCGUGGUUUCGCAUUCGAUCAAGUGAAUCGACCUAAUCCCUCACUUUAACCAUUUCCGCCUUUCGCUCGAUUUCUAACCUGCCGCAUCGAAGCAACACCUGCACUAGUGACAGACUUCGACUCUCCUUCCCUCUCCCAAAGCCUCUUGAAUUUUCUGUCGCGACCGGCGUGACAACUUUCAGCAAUUUAUUCACACUUAUAGCAUCAUGUCGCACCUUCCGAGCACUCCGAGAGUAAUCUCACCGUCGCCGACGGCGUCAGACAUGGGCUCGAGGGACAGCUACUUUGGGCCGAUAACACGAUCGGUCACGCGGCGAAGUCGAGGUGCCACACCAGGCACCAUAGCAGAGAAUGCUAGGGAAAGCCCUGAUCCGGAGACAAGAGCGAGGACACGAAGCCGAAGCCCGGUGUCACAGAGCACGGUGGCAUCUUUGACUUCUUCUGGCAAGGCAACAGCUAGAAAGACUGCCAAAACAAAGACAGGGGGGAUGAAAGAGUCGAAUGGUCACCUCGCACCACCUGAGAACAGGAGUUACUGGCGUGAAAUCAGUCGAAGUCCAAGUCCGCUGGGUCUGAUACCUGUCCACCUUGAAUUCAGGCAAUUUAUACACCGACACGAAAUUCCUCGUAAGGCAUUACAUGUCUCCAUAGGCUUCCUGACCACAUGGCUCUACACGCGGGGCUAUCAGGUCGACCAAAUACAUCCCAUUCUUCUCACGGCAUUGAUACCCAUUGCUGCUUCAGACGUUCUUAGACAUCGCGUCGCCUCGGCGAAUAGACUGUACAUCAAGCUUCUUGGUGCACUCAUGCGUGAAACAGAAGUAGACGGCUACAACGGCGUGAUCUGGUAUUUACUUGGGGCUUGGGCUGUGCUGCGCUUUUGUCCGAAGGACAUCGGCACAAUGAGUGUGAUACUUCUCAGUUGGUGCGACACUGCAGCCUCUACCUUUGGCCGCCUGUGGGGACGUUACACGCCACGAAUUCGCAAGGGCAAGAGCCUGGCUGGUAGUCUUGCGGCGAUGGUUGUUGGCGUUGCCACCGCCGCGUGGUUUUGGGGCUAUGUGGCACCUAACUACGGCGCACUUAAUGGAUGGGACACUGGAAAGAACGCCUUUGCCUUUCAAGGGCAGUUAAGUCUUCCUUCAAGCGUUAAAGGCCUGUUGGGCUGGAAAGAGGAUGAAGGGGUAAUAACAGGUAGCUUAGCUCUUGGUGUUUUUAGUUUGUGGACUGGAUUCGUUGCGAGUGCAAGUGAAGCUGUCGACCUAUUUCAUUGGGAUGAUAACCUAACGAUACCUGUAUUAAGUGCUGCGGGCCUAUGGGGUUUCCUGAAAGUUUUCGGAUCGGGUUAACGACAUAACAUGUAAGACAACCAACACAAGACUCCACUUAAAUAUGCACGUGCAGACAUGCUUUCAACAUCUGACGUCAAGGCUUUGCAAGAUGUGAAUUGUUUUCAGUCAUACUAAGUGCAUUUCGCUCAUCUUGCGAAAGUCGUCUCUUUCGAGAGAACUCCCACUGCAAAUCACGGCCAGUGCUUAGAAACGAAACGUCAAGAGGGAACGCGACAUACUGACAAAUGACUACCUCAACUUGUGAUAUGAAAGUCAUGUUGUUGAUCCCCG
Messenger RNA from Verruconis gallopava, 1688 nucleotides. RefSeq lists its product as uncharacterized. The transcript has 2 exons. The record is from RefSeq and is a predicted model, not a curated record. Gene Ontology annotation, biological process: phosphatidic acid biosynthetic process. Lineage: Eukaryota; Fungi; Ascomycota; Dothideomycetes; Venturiales; Sympoventuriaceae. Gene Ontology annotation, cellular component: endoplasmic reticulum membrane. Bases 273 to 1415 code for a protein of 380 amino acids. Gene Ontology annotation, molecular function: ATP-dependent diacylglycerol kinase activity.